UUUCACGAACUGCCGUGAGACUGGGUUGGCAGAUCUGGAGAUAAGGACAGAGGUUUUCAUCAGACGCAAAUUAUUUUUGGUCGACUCUGACGUCAAGAGAAUACACGUUUCAUUCAACAAGCAGGAAAGUAAGUUAUUUAUAACCCGCAGCAUCUCCGGCUUGUGAUCCUUGAGUGCGCAGUGAAAGGAAUACUCCCCUAUAGACUGAUGUAGUGAGCCUCCAUAACAGAAGCCACACUGCUCAUGCUAUGCGUGCUAUGGUGCCAGAAAGGUACGGCGUCCUGUAACCUGUACUAGGACGCGUCGAUGGGAACAGCCGCGUCUUAAAAAAUAGGGAUAUUGCAAAGAAUUGCAACAAACUUUCUCUUCUGAAUGAUACAUUUUCUUCCGAUUCCUUCCCUCCUGCAUGGCAAAGCACUGGGUACUUUGAGCAUGGAAAACCUCUCCUCAGACUGGGAUUGUGCGCUGUAAGUUCAACAGAGAAGAUCUGUGAUUGGCCGGGAGAUGGCAGAUAUACUGGAGCUGCGGACAGAUGGAAACUCACUCCUGAAGGCGGUAUGGCUCAGACGCUUAAGACUCACUAGGCUCCUGUUGGAAGGAGGUGCAUACAUCAACGAGAGCAAUGAACGUGGAGAGACGCCACUCAUGGUGGCCUGCAUGUCCACACACACUGACCAGCAGAGUGUGAGCAAGUCAAAGCUGGUGAAAUAUUUGCUGGACAACCAGGCAGACCCCAACAUACAGGACAAAGCCGGCCGGACAGCUCUAAUGCAUGCCUGCAUCCACAAGGCUGGGCAUGAGGUGGUGGAUCACCUGCUGAGCAAUGGAGCUGAUCCCAGUCUAGAUGACAGGAGCGGGGCCUCAACCCUAGUCUACGCCAUCAAUGCUGAUGAUAAGAAGACACUAAAACUGCUCUUGGAUGCAUGCAAAGCUAAAGGCAAGGAGAUCAUCAUAAUCACCACAGACAAGUCACCGUCCGGGACUAAAACUACCAAACAGUACUUAAAUGUCCCCCCAUCACCAGAGCUGGAUGAGAGCUCCUCCCCAUCAUACUGCACCUCUCCGUCUGAUAUCAACGUCACUGCAUCUCCCACACCUGAGCACGAGCAGCAAAACUUAGUUUUCAGUUUCCAGACCAAGCUGAAAACCUCGACUUCCGCUGCAAAGCUCGUCAACGGGCCCACGUCUCCAACACGCCGGCCUGCGAACCCCAAACGUGCACGUUUGCCUCAGCUGAAGAGGCUGCAGUCAGAGCCUUGGGGGCUGAUCGCUCCCUCAGUCCUUGCUGCAGCUGCCGCCCAUGAGGAGAGUAAGAAAGCCAGCUCUGAUGAAGAUGUUGUUGCAGGGGUAAACGGACUCUCUCUGAGUAAGAGGUCAGCUUUAUCUCGACAGAGCAGUGUGGAUGGGAAGGACAGCUUAUUCCCUCUGGUGGGUGAACAACCAUGCAAAAUGACAACCUCCCUAUCCUGUCCUCUAACGUCCAAAGCAUCAUAUGAGAGAUCUCUUAGCCAGCAACAGCCACUGGCACGGCGCAGUACUGUGCCCACAGAACAGGACAGCAGCUGCAGCAGUGGACUCGUCAGUCUGAGAGACACAAUGCAUAGGAGACGUCUGGGGAACGAUCACUAUGACUCAGACUCACAGCUCUACUCAGACUCUGGCAUGUUAGACUCUCCUAAGGUCCCAAUGGAGCGAAGGAAACUAAACACUUCUCCACUAGCGAUGUUGACCAACUCCAAAGAAUCGCUAGACAUCAACACCAGCCCGUCCUCUCCCAGCACAGCACACAGGCGUGCUCCUGGCCUCCUGGAGAGGAGAGGCUCGGGCACACUGCUGCUGGACCACAUCUCCCACACCAGGCCGGGCCACCUGCCCCCUCUCAACAUUAACCCCAACCCUCCCAUUCCUGACAUCGGGGCUAGUAGCAAGCCCUCCUCACCUCUGACCACGGGUAUUAGAUCAAUAGCUCCAGUAGCACCAAACACACCAAAGAGAGGCAGCCUCAAGUCCAAGAAGAAACUUGUGAGAAGGCACUCUAUGCAAGUGGAGCAGAUGAAACAGCUUUCUGAUUUUGAAGAGCUGGCUCAUUAGUUAGUGAUGAUGUUUAUGCAGCACAUAUUGUGGGUGUAGAAAAGGCUAACACCAUAACGUGUCAGGAAGUACAUCCAUGGGUUCAGCUGUGUAGACUUACAGCCAUCUAGAUGUUGAAUAAUGUAUAAUUUAUAUAAAAUAUACAGUAUAUAUAAAAUAUAUUGAAACUAAGCAAUAUAGAUAGACUUCCUCCCUGUGUUACACCCAACCUUAAAAACUAUUAUCUUUUGACUUCAACACCUGCUGUAAAUGUAUUACAGUUUUGAAUGUAAAUGCCUAGACAGGGUACUAUUCUUCUCAACUAGCUCUAUUACAUGAUAAUGUAAUGCGUAGGGAACAUACAGGGUUCAUUUGUAGCCAGAAGGCCACUUGGGUGCACUUUGUGCAUAUGUAAUUAGCACCAUUAAUGGACUUUCUUUUAACAAGAAAAAUGUGAUGCACUUGUCUGAGAUGUAGCUUUGAGUAAAAUGAAAAUUGACUGUAGCAAAUUUGUACAAAGUGCCUUCAAGAAAAAGAAACCUAAAAAAAAAAAAAAAAUACAGUGGACAGAAACAUUUAUUGUGUUAGGAGCAUUUUUAAUUCAUAAUGAUGUAACCAAAAUGUGUUUUUAUUUCAAUGUUGCUGGUCUCUUAAACUCAGAAUACACAUUAUGUGAAUUAAUAAAAAUUAUGCCUUAAGGAACAGGUAAAACGAUGGGCUAUGUAUAACAGCACAUUAUUGCCCUAUGAGGAAAAAAGAAUUAAUGUUGCUGCUAACAGUGUUACAAAAACCUUCAAAGCACACAUAAUUCUAGUAACACUGAAUGACAUUCAAGCCCUUAGUCAACGUAGACAUUGGUGAAACUUGUCAAUUAAAAUGUCAUUUCACGCUAAUGGCAAUCAAAACUAAAGAUCAUACAGCUUCCAUCUAACUUGUGAAGCAACGCUUCUGUUUAAGGAAAAAAAAUAAUAAACAUAAUGAAAUCCAUAGUAUUUUUGUAAGUAGUUUGUUGUAUAUUCUGAAUAAAUGUCAAUCACUUGUGAA
Etheostoma spectabile (orangethroat darter) is the source of this 3114-nucleotide messenger RNA. It is a transcript of the gene ankrd34c, whose product is annotated as ankyrin repeat domain 34C. Gene Ontology annotation, molecular function: protein binding. The record is from RefSeq and is a predicted model, not a curated record. Bases 505 to 2091 code for a protein of 528 amino acids. NCBI's taxonomy places the organism in Eukaryota, Metazoa, Chordata, Actinopteri, Perciformes, Percidae. The transcript is spliced from 2 exons.